AAUCCAAUCCGAUCCAUUUCCGUCUCUGCUGUCGCUGAACCGCUGCCCCGCUGCUUGUAUCUUCUCUCGCGGCUUUCAAUCCUUGAAGACAAUCGGCGAGAUGAUCGAGACUAACGCUUACUCGCAUAUCACUGCCAAUGACUGGUUGAGGCUUCUUAAAACUGAUACGCAUUCCCGAUAAUCCCAUCUCUUCGUCUGCGCGCAGUGCAUUUGAUUCCGGCGAGUGACUAAACCGCAGACUCGAGAGUGCUUCCAUCUCGGAUGCGACAUGUCAUCCGAGCUAGGCGACUUUAUGUACGAAGCAGUCACACGUAGUGAUGUCGAAAACGUCAAAGCUCUUCUUCGGGAAGGCAUUCGUGUCAACACGCUCGUCCAGUCGGGCUACACGUUGCUGGGCCAAGCCGUACAGAUUGGCAACCUGGAAGUGUUGAAGGUCUUGCUGCACGCUGAGGAUUUUUUCCCGGCCGAUGACAGCGAGUACUCGGCUGGGCCUGAGGAUCCUUACUCUUUGGACGACACCCUUGACGCGUUCCUUCGUCCCAAUGACGCAGCUUGGAACCGCAGCAACGACGAGGACGUUUCCCCCCGAAAGACGGGCCUCCAGGAGGACCCACUGCCGUGCAUCUACCUGCCACGCGACGCCUCGUCCCACCACCGAGACAACCCGCACCAGAGGGGGCUGGGGCUGUUCCAGUCCCUGUGGCGCCUCGCCCCGCUGCGUCGCAAGACGGACGUCAACCUGCCGGACUUCUACGACCGGAUGCCCAUCCACUAUGCGGCCCAGCAAGGGAGGCCGGAGGUGCUCGACCUCCUCAUCAAGGCCGGCUGCAGGAUCAACGUCUCGGACAGCGACAACGUGACCCCUCUCCAGCUGGCCGUCACAGGAGGUCACGAAGAGGUCACUCACAUGCUGCUCAAGGCUGGAAGCAGGGUCAACUCGAAAAACAGCGACCGGUCCUCAACGCUCCACAUUGCGGCGAGUCAGGGCCACGCCUCGAUUGUGGAGCGUCUGCUUCAGUACGGAGCGGCGGUGGACACGUUGGACUCCCUGGGACGGACUCCACUCCUCAUUGCCGUCAUAGGAGGUCACCACGAUGUUGCCAAGGUGCUCAUCAACUACCAGGCCAACGUCAACAUGGAGGGACUCUACGGUGAUGCUGUGUCGGUCCUUAAACCUCUGCAACCAGCCGGUUCCAGGCGUGAAGUCGUGCCCGAAGAUGAACCCCAGGUUGCACGCUUUGUCGGACGCAGCCCGCUGUGGGUGGCGGUGGCCAAGGUGGACGUGGUGAUGGCGCAGCUGCUGCUGGACGCGGGGGCUAAGGUGCUGCAGGGCAAGCGCUUCCUGCACGAUGCGGUGAGCUCGGCCGUGCCGGAGCUGCUGCAGCUCCUGCUCCGCCGGGGCGUGUCGGUGAACACCCGGGACGUCCACGGCAACUCGCCCCUGCACCUGGCCAUCCGGAAGAAGAGCCCCAGCAUGCUGCGCGAGCUCGUCCAGUUCGGCGGGGACGUGAACAUCACCAACAGCCUCACGGGCCUAUCCCUGCUCCACGAAGCUGUGACGGACCUGGACGAAUCCAACUUCGACAUCUUCCGCUCUAUCCUGGAUAUCCUGCUGAGCGCCGGGUGCCGCAUGAACGCCGAGAGCGGCACCACGGGCGACACGCCCCUCUUCCGCUCUAUCAUUGCCAACAAGCUCCUCUUCGCCGAAGAGCUGAUCCGCGAGGGAUGCGACGUCAACUGCGGCAACGUCUACACGUGCGCCAUCGACAACCUGUGGCUGGCCAAGCGGCUCCGAGAGCUGAGGCUGGUGAAGAUGAUCGUCUAUGCGGGCUACGACCUCAACAGGUUUGCGGUGCCAGACGCCGAGGUGAACCAGAAUGUGCUGGGGGCGCAGGAGACGGCCAUCAGGCACUGGCUGCGCACCGUCAAGACGAAUCCGCUCAGGCUGUCCGAACUCUGCCGCAUUACAAUCAGGAGACGGCUGGGUCAGAGCCUGGUGUCCAAGGUGUCUCGACUAGUUCUACCGGCCAGCAUGAAGGACUUCCUUCUUCUCGACGAUGUGCGUUGCGAACUGGCCGAGGCAUCCGUUCGUUUCGUGUUUUGGUAGGCGACGUAACAAUUGAGAGUUGUUUGAUCGUAGACAAACGAAAGGGCGGCGAAAUAUGUGCGCGAUUCACUGUCUUACGUGCCUCCCGAAAGCUCGGACAAACGUGCCUGGGGCCCUAAGUUGGACGGUGGGGCCGGGACAUUGCCGCCCGCCAAUGUAGAAAGCGUUGGCGCUGACCAAUCGCAGUGAGUGAUGAUGUUCCAGUCCCUUGGUUCCAUUGUCCAACUUAAGGCCCAUGGUGUGACUGGGUGGCUGUGCGUUGCAGUCGCCCAACCACACUAGGGUGCAUUCUGUACAGACAUCUCAACUGUUUAAUUUAUUUAUCUUGUUCACAUUUGUUCCUUUGUUUCCUUGAGCAUAAGACUAUAUCUGUCAAUUCUUGGUUCUUAUUGAUUAGUGUGGAAUUUAUUCUGAAGCUCUGAGGUCGGCGCAGGUGGGAAGCUUGCAAGCAUCUACAAGCUCAAUACAGUGCAGAGCAUUGCUUCUGACUGUGUCCGCAAAAAUAAUUCUGGCUUUACAGGUCGGUCAUCUAGUGUAGUUUGCUGUCAUUAAUGUGACACAUGUCGCAAAUGGUACAUCAGAGAUGCUAUUCAACUGAUGUGCACAAGACUCUCAAGCCAUAGCAAAGCUGCAAGCUAAGCUGGAAUGUAAUUUUGAAGUGCUCGUGUUGUACAUGGCAUAACACUGUUAGGGUAGAUAAGCCAUAGAGUAUUUUCUCAGCAUUGAAGGACUGUCAUCAAAACUACUAUAGUGAUAGAGAUUGCUCAGUUGCGGUACUAACCUCAGUGGUAAAUGUUAAUGCCCACCAGUCCCUUUCAAAAUAACAUGUAAAAAAGUGUCAAAGUUGUGUUUGAACUAUCAGUGUUGUGCAGUGCUCAUAUUGCAUACCAACUUCAACAGUCAUCACAAACACUAAUUUUAUCUUAUUUGUAAGUUUUAUGUCCCAGAGCCCUUUGGAAUGAAUGCAUACUGUGAAAAAUAGAGAUGGUAACAUCAAAAGCCUCUCCGUCAUAAGAACCUACCGUAGUGUGCUCAUAUCCUGGUUUUUGAAUUUUUCCACAAAUACCCCUAUCAAUUCCUUGUACUUUCUUUUAUCUUGCUCAAUUUUUUUUCUUACUGCUUUUCUUUUUAAUGCAAAACGUGUUUUAGGGCUGUUAUUGAAGUCUAGAGCAUUGUUAAAAAUGAAUGACAGUUUUCACUAACACGACCAAGUCUCCCCUGGCACCUGACAGGCGAGACCCGGAAAACUAAAAUCACAUCGUCACUUGCCAGGAAUUUAGGACAGGGCCUCUCGCUCCAUAGUCCAAUGGCCUUACCCUGCCACCAGUAGGGCAGCUUGGAUGCCUGUCGUUAUAACAGCCACAUACUCGCGGUGCCCUGAUACUUAGCAUAAAGCCAACUGGUGCAGAAUGCGUCACGUGUCCAUCUCGGAUGUUAUAUUUCCCUAUCACACUUCAAACAAUUCAUAGGCUUAACUCCACUCUUUACUGUCCCAGUCCUGGCUGUUACCUCUGUGCAAGUUCCACCCAUUCACUCUCUCUUGCACACCGCUGCCACCCUGGCUCUUCCCUUUCCCCCACUCUCCAUUUCCCUAGCUACACUGUCCCCGGAGUGUUCUCUAACUGACCUUUGUGCCCUCCUAUCCCUUGACUCUCACACAGCAUCCAUAACAACUUACCCCAGAAGCCAAAUAGGCAAAACAGAUUGAAAUAGGUUCACACAAACCCACAAUGAAUUUUGUGUCAGUAGGCUUUAUGUGAAGUAUCGAGGUAAGUUAAAUUCUUUUGUUCAUGAUCAGCCUCGAAUUUAUUUACCAAUGAGCCCGCUGAUCUUCCUUUGCUCUGGUGUCCCAUCUGUGCCCUCCAUAAGUCGAGAGUUAGCACAAUCUAGCCGUGUCAUUUAGAGGGUGUUGCAUCGGCCUCCCCUUAUUACACCCCCUCAUUCAUACUCUAAUUGCCUCUUAUACCCCCGGCACAAAUUACGAUCCAGUGCACAAAAGAGGAACUUUUAGCAGAAUGUUGGCUGCAUUUCAAAGGGCGGUUCACACACUUGAGACUACCUAUGACCGGAGAGGCUAAAAGCCUUUUUCUAAGCCUUUGUGACUGCUUACGACCACUGCGAAAAUCUUAAGCAGUUACAGAAAGAAAAAAGAAACCGCUUUUUAGUUUUUUUGGCAUUAAGCAGUCGUAAGUGUGUGAUUUUUUUUUAAGUUUUUUUUUAAUACUCCGUUUCAUAUUAAGCUUGAUCGCAGCCAAGGCUACUAUCCGAUUGAGCCAAUCAAGCAGUGCCAAAAGUGUAUCGUGGCGUUCGUCGUCUGCGCGUUUCGCAUCGGCGGCUAAACCAGUUGCGCAUUGUAAAUGUGUCGUGAUCCUGCCUUGUUUUGCCGUACGUGAUUGGUAUAGUCAGUGAUGGCAAACGUGCAAAGCCGUGGAGUGCCAUGACGAUGCACUUUUGGUGCAGCUUGACUAGCUUCAUCAGAUCGUAUAUUGUUGGUUAUGGUCGGACUUUCCAAUAGAGAGUUUUAGGGAACCGGUUUUGCACAUUCGAUACGGUGCGAUGGGCCCUCCGAUACGAACUGCACAUGCUGUACCGCGUAAGACUUGCGCAUGCGCAGUUCGGUUUCCUAAAACUCGCUCUUGGGAAACGGAGUAUACCAAGGCAUGUUUUCUUGACUCAGUACGCGUUUGCAAGCAAUCUUUAUUUUCCCGUUUCUGACUUCACAAACAGGAUCGAAACUGGUAAUUCGGUUUAGUUAUGCACUGGGCAUGCAAUGCAGCUACCGCCUGGCAGCUGCGACGAGUGCGGAGCGAGCCCUAUGCUCUCCAUUACUUCAAGUCAUCAUCCUCUUCAUUGCAUAAUAUGCAUUAUGUGCAGCCCGGCACUUCCUUGUAUGAGAUCAAAACCCCACUUCUCUGUAGGUUUUCUACUUUUGAAUAAAAACCUAAUUGGGUGGAUUAUAUAAA
Ixodes scapularis (black-legged tick) is the source of this 5070-nucleotide messenger RNA. RefSeq names its product ankyrin-1. Lineage: Eukaryota; Metazoa; Arthropoda; Arachnida; Ixodida; Ixodidae. The record is from RefSeq and is a predicted model, not a curated record. The transcript has 8 exons. Gene Ontology annotation, molecular function: protein binding. Gene Ontology annotation, biological process: intracellular signal transduction. The coding region runs from base 269 to 2107 and encodes 612 amino acids.